AUGGCCAAGUUGGAGACGGACGAGGCUCAAGGUCUUUAUGCACUCGCCAUCGGCAGCAGCGGAUUGGCGGGAGAAGCUCUGGUGGACAGGCUGCUGGCCUUCCUCGCUGAUCCUGCCACGGAGGCCACGGCAUUGCGGAUGCGUGCUGCCGAAGCGCUGGGUGCUCGUGGCGAGCUGGCAUCGGAGAUGCAACUGGAAGCUUUGGCUCGGAGCUUGCAGCAUGACACAAAUGAGAUGGUGCGUGAGGCAUGUGCGAAUGCCAUUGGCGUCAUGGGCUGCAGCAACAAAGGCCUCACUACCUUGGCCAGAGCUUCCUUGGAGCUUGGCCUGGAGGAGCGGAGGGUACUGGGAACUCGUUCCAUUUCAAUGGGCGCUUGA
This is a messenger RNA of Durusdinium trenchii, 378 nucleotides long. The record is from the annotation of a GenBank genome assembly. NCBI's taxonomy places the organism in Eukaryota, Dinophyceae, Suessiales, Symbiodiniaceae.